GGUGUUGACGUGAAAAACGCGUGUUUUGGUGGAACUCAAGCUGUAUUCCACGCAAUUGAUUGGGUAUACGCAAACUAUUCAACGGAAAAGCGGAACGCCAUUGCUGUUCUUGCCGACAUAGCUGUAUACGAGCCAGGUCCUGCGAGCGAGCAGAGCAUGGCAGUACUGAUCACCCACCAGAUGCCCCCAUUGUAUUUCGACGUGGGGCUUCGAGCUCUCAUACAUGGCGAGCUCGUUGGGAUUGUCUUAUAA
This is a messenger RNA of Cooperia oncophora, 252 nucleotides long. Lineage: Eukaryota; Metazoa; Nematoda; Chromadorea; Rhabditida; Trichostrongylidae. The record is from the annotation of a GenBank genome assembly.